ACGCAGCUCGCGCGGACGGGCCUUCUCCCCUCCCUACCGCGGACACCUGGCGGAGCCCGGAGCCCGCGCGGAGAGCAUCCUCCAGCUCCCAUCUGCUCCCGCGGGAGGGUGGGGGCUCGGGCUAGAGCCGGAGUGUGGAUGGGCACAGACUCCCCCUCCCCCCGGCCCCUCAGGCCGGGGGUGACCUUGCCCCCUGGAGCCCUCACCAUGAAUACCAAGGACACCACCGAGGUUGCCGAGAACAGCCACCGCCUGAAGAUCUUUCUCCCUAAGAAGCUGCUGGAGUGUCUUCCUCGCUGUCCGCUGCUGCCUCCCGAGCGGCUUCGCUGGAAUACAAAUGAGGAGAUCGCAUCCUAUUUGAUCACCUUUGAGAAGCAUGACGAGUGGCUGUCCUGUGCCCCAAAGACAAGGCCUCGGAACGGCUCCAUCAUCCUGUACAAUCGCAAGAAGGUGAAGUACCGUAAGGACGGCUACCUGUGGAAGAAGCGGAGGGAUGGGAAGACCACACGCGAGGACCACAUGAAGCUGAAGGUCCAGGGCAUGGAGCCUGUCUCCUGGCAGUGUCUCUAUGGCUGCUACGUUCACUCUUCCAUCAUCCCCACGUUCCAUCGGCGCUGCUACUGGCUGCUGCAGAACCCUGACAUCGUGCUUGUGCACUACCUGAACGUCCCAGCCCUGGAGGACUGUGGGAAGGGCUGCAGCCCCAUCUUCUGUUCCAUCAGCAGCGACCGGCGAGAGUGGCUGAAGUGGUCCCGGGAGGAGCUGCUGGGGCAGCUGAAGCCCAUGUUUCAUGGCAUCAAGUGGAGCUGUGGGAAUGGUAUGGAGGAGUUCUCUGUGGAGCAGCUGGUGCAGCAGAUCCUGGACACGCACCCCACCAAGCCUGCACCGCGAACCCAUGCCUGCCUGUGCAGCGGGGGCCUCGGUUCCGGAAGUCUGACCCACAAAUGCAGCAGCACGAAACACCGCAUCAUUUCUCCGAAAGUGGAGCCCCGAGCGUUAACCCUGACCUCGGUCCCCCAUCCCCCUGAGCCCCCUCCGCUGAUAGCCCCUCUUCCUCCGGAGCUCCCCAAGGCACAUACUUCCCCUUCCUCUUCCUCCUCCUCCUCCUCUGGCUUUGCAGAACCCCUAGAGAUCAGACCUAGCCCUCCCACCUCUCAAGGGGGUUCAUCGAGAGGAGGCACCGCCAUCCUCCUCCUGACGGGACUGGAGCAGCGGACCGGGGGCUUGACGCCUGCCAGGCACUUGGCUCCCCAGGCGGAUCCUAGGCCUCCCAUGAGCUUGGCUGUGGUUGUAGGCUCGGAGGCCUCUGCCCCGCCGGCUCCUCCCAGCCCUGCCUUUGACCCGGAUCGUUUUCUCAACAGCCCCCAGAGGGGCCAGACAUACGGAGGUGGGCAGGGGGUAAGCCCAGACUUCCCAGAGGCAGAGGCCGCCCACACCCCCUGCCCUGCCCUAGAGCCCGCUGCUGCCCUGGAGCCCCAGGCAGCUGCUCGGGGUCCCCCUCCUCCGCCAGGAGCAGGUGGGAGAAGAGGAAACCGCUUUUUCAUUCAAGAUGAUGGCAGUGGGGAGGAGCUCAAGGCCCAGGGGGCCACCCCACCCGCACCUUCACCCCCUCCUUCACCCCCUCCUUCACCCGCCCCCCUGGAGCCGGCAGGCAGGGGAGGUAGAGGGGAGGCCUUGUUUGGAGGAGCUGCUGGGGCCAGCGAACUGGAGCCCUUCAGUCUUGCAUCAUUCCCAGACCUCAUGGGGGAGCUCAUCAGUGACGAGGCUUCAGGCACCCCUGCCCCAGCCGCCCAGCUCUCUCCUGCUCUUAACACCAUCACGGACUUCUCCCCAGAGUGGUCCUACCCGGAGGGUGGCGUCAAGGUGCUCAUCACAGGCCCCUGGACAGAGGCCGCCGAGCACUACUCCUGUGUCUUCGAUCACAUCGCUGUGCCGGCCUCGCUUGUCCAGCCCGGGGUCUUACGCUGCUACUGUCCUGCCCAUGAGGUGGGGCUGGUGUCUCUGCAGGUGGCAGGCCGGGAGGGGCCCCUUUCCACCUCUGUGCUCUUUGAGUAUCGAGCCCGCCGGUUCCUUUCACUGCCAAGUACUCAGCUUGACUGGUUGUCAUUGGACGACAACCAGUUCCGAAUGUCCAUUCUGGAGCGGCUGGAGCAGAUGGAGAAGCGGAUGGCGGACAUGGCAGCAGCUGGGCAGGCUCCCUGCCGCGGUCCUGACGUGCCUCCGAUCCAGGAUGAAGGCCAGGGGCCUGGCUUUGAGGCUCGGGUGGUUGUCCUGGUAGAGAGCAUGAUCCCACGGUCCACCCAGAGGGGCCCUGAGCGCCUGGCCCACGGGAACCCCUUCCGAGGCAUGAGCCUCCUACACCUGGCCGCUGCCCAGGGCUACGCACGCCUCAUCGAGACACUGAGCCAGUGGCGGAGCGUGGGGACAGGGAGUUUGGACUUGGAGCAAGAGGCUGACCCGCUCAAUGUGGACCACUUCUCCUGCACCCCGCUGAUGUGGGCCUGUGCCCUGGGCCACCUGGAAGCCGCAGUGCUCCUCUUCCGCUGGAACCGGCAGGCGCUGAGCAUUCCCGACUCCCUGGGCCGGCUGCCCCUGUCCGUGGCACACUCCCGGGGUCAUGUGCGCCUUGCCCGCUGCCUCGAGGAACUGCAGAGACAGGAAGCUUCAGCGGAGCCCCCACUCGCCCUGUCACCACCCUCCUCCAGUCCUGACACUGGGCUGAGCAGCGUCUCCUCGCCCUCGGAGCUGUCAGAGGGCACCUUCUCCGUCACAUCUGCCUACUCCAGCGCCCCAGAUGGUAGUCCUCUGCCGGCCUCCGAGACUGUCCCUGGCCAGCUCUCUGCCGGUGGCCCCGAGGUCCCCCUGUUCCUCAUGGACUGUGAAAUCAACCCCCACGGGCCAGCCCCCUCCCCGCCUCCUCUUCCAGCAGCCCCAGAAGUUGGGGCUGCCCCUGAGGAAGCAGACGGCCCGCCGGCCGUGGAUGUGAUCCCGGUGGACAUGAUCUCACUGGCCAAGCAGAUCAUCGAAGCCACGCCAGAGCGGAUAAAGCGAGAGGACUUCGUGGGGCUGCCUGAGGCCGGAGUGCCCACGAGGGAGCGGACAGGAGCCCUGGGGCUCAGUGAGACCAUGUCCUGGCUGGCCAGCUACCUGGAGAACGUGGACCAUUUCCCCAGCUCAGGCCCCCCCAGCGAACUGCCCUUUGAGCGUGGGCGCCCGGCUGUCCCCCCAGCCCCCUCCUGGGCAGAGUUCCUGUCUGCCUCGGCCAGCGGCAAGAUGGAGAGUGAUUUUGCCCUGCUGACGCUGUCGGAUCACGAGCAGCGGGAACUGUACGAGGCCGCACGCGUCAUCCAGACGGCCUUCCGAAAGUACAAGGGCCGGAGGCUAAAGGAGCAGCAGGAGGUGGCGGCGGCUGUGAUCCAGCGCUGCUACCGGAAGUACAAGCAGCUGACCUGGAUUGCGCUUAAGUUUGCGCUCUAUAAGAAGAUGACCCAGGCGGCCAUCUUGAUCCAGAGCAAGUUCCGAAGCUACUACGAACAGAAGCGCUUCCAGCAGAGCCGCCGGGCGGCUGUGCUCAUCCAGCAGCAUUACCGCUCCUACCGCCGUCGGCCCGGGCCUCCCCACCGGCCCACGGGCAGCCUGCCAGCCCGCAGCAAAGGCUCCUUCCUCACCAAGAAGCAGGACCAGGCAGCCCGAAAGAUCAUGAGAUUCCUGCGGCGCUGCCGACACAGGAUGAGGGAACUGAAGCAGAACCAGGAGCUGGAAGGGGUCCCCCAGCCCGGACUGGCCACCUGACUGCGCCCUGCCUUCCCCAGCGCUCUGGGGGCCGCUUCUGGCAGUCUCAACAGGGAGAGGCCACUCCCGGGGAGGGGA
This is a messenger RNA of Lutra lutra (Eurasian river otter), 3870 nucleotides long. It is a transcript of the gene CAMTA2, whose product is annotated as calmodulin binding transcription activator 2. Gene Ontology annotation, cellular component: nucleus. Lineage: Eukaryota; Metazoa; Chordata; Mammalia; Carnivora; Mustelidae. The coding region runs from base 139 to 3792 and encodes 1217 amino acids. Gene Ontology annotation, biological process: regulation of transcription by RNA polymerase II. Gene Ontology annotation, molecular function: protein binding; double-stranded DNA binding; transcription coregulator activity. The record is from RefSeq and is a predicted model, not a curated record. The transcript has 23 exons.